Megalopta genalis is the source of this 913-nucleotide messenger RNA. RefSeq lists its product as uncharacterized. The record is from RefSeq and is a predicted model, not a curated record. NCBI's taxonomy places the organism in Eukaryota, Metazoa, Arthropoda, Insecta, Hymenoptera, Halictidae.
CUCGGGCUAGAGGGCGUCGAAUCGCCGCGUCGGAUCGGAUUGUUGGAACCAUGUCGGAACGCGAUCGGCAGGCCGUGUACACUGUUUCCGAGAAACAAUGGGUCAAACGGUGGGUCGUAUGCCAAACACAUGGGCUCGUUUACUGGAAGAGAAAGAUCGCGUGUUAUAUUGGAGCGGCGAGGUCCUGGCGAGAGUGGCCGACAAUGUUAACGAGGAAGAGUCGUUUCGGAUCGAUUACGGGGACGACUGUAUCGAUCGGAAGGUUGAUUCGUGGAUACGGGCCGGUCGAGAGAGAGUCGACAAAAUUCUCGGUAAACGGAGGAACGUGUCGGGAGAACGUAGAGCUCGCAUAAACAGGGAGAUCGAGCAAGUGAGAGUAGAGAUCGGAACGAAGAUGAGAAAGGAUUACCGCGAAUGCUACGGUGAAAUAAGACAGCUGACGAAAAAGGUGGACAACCUGGGGCACCGGCAGCGGAGGAUACACGCUAAAAUUCACGAACUCGAGGACACCUGCGCCGGGAACGUGAGGAAGUUCCAAAAGAAGUUCGGCCCUCUGCGAGUGAAGACGUUCGGAAACCUUGUAACGAGCGAAAGAUUCGUGUUCCAGGACAGAAGGCUGAAAAGGAAGUUCGUCAAACAGAUGCACGACAUCGAUCGGAAAAACAUGAAGGCGUGCGCCAGGCGCAUCGAUACAUUGACGAGAAUGUAGGAAACCAACGACGAUGGAGAAAGAACGAGCACGAGAUGGUCCGGAUCACGCGAACGAAGCGGAGACCGCGUUAUCCGGUUGACAAUGUAUACGUACACAACGAUAUGUGUAAUCACGAUUUUCAUCGAUUGUUCGGUGACUUUCUCGCCAUUUCCUUUUUAAGAACCAAAUAUCGAUAAAAAUUGAGACAUUGCUAUGCUGAAA